Chanos chanos (milkfish) is the source of this 765-nucleotide messenger RNA. RefSeq names its product fibroblast growth factor binding protein 2a (gene fgfbp2a). The coding region runs from base 1 to 765 and encodes 254 amino acids. The record is from RefSeq and is a predicted model, not a curated record. The transcript has 2 exons. Gene Ontology annotation, molecular function: growth factor binding. NCBI's taxonomy places the organism in Eukaryota, Metazoa, Chordata, Actinopteri, Gonorynchiformes, Chanidae. Gene Ontology annotation, biological process: cell-cell signaling.
AUGCAGACUCACGCUGGCGCCCUCGUCCUGCUCACAUGCUGCCUCUGGCUGUCAGUGCAUGCUCAGAACCAAGACGCAAACCAAGAGGGUUCUGAGCCAGAGCGGCGCAAGAGCGUCUGGGAGGAACCCAUUCAGUUUUUGACCAAGGCCAAGGACCAGUGCAGCAUGGCUGUGACAGGGCAGGGUGACUUGACCAAGCUACGGAUAACCUGCCAGGGCCAAGACAGGGCAUACUGGUGCGAGUACCAGGGCAAACCUCAAGUGUGUCGCGCUUACAAUAACAACCCUCGGCAUUACUUCACCCAGAUUAUGUGGGACCUACGCAAACUGCAACACGCCUGCCAGGGCCAACGUCAAAUGAAACCGCUCAUGUGCAAGAGAGCAUCUGACGAGGCCCAGAUGGUCUUCACCGCGUCCUCCUCUCCCGAUGCCGUGCCCAGAGACAAACCAGAGCAAAAGAGACCAGACCAGCCAAGACCUAAAUCAGGAAAGCCCCAGCCAGCAAGACCUCAGCCCUCCAAACCCCAGCCAGCCCGACCUGCCCAGACAAAGCCUGAUCAGUCCAGACCAGAGCAGGGGAAACCAGUGUCAGCAAAGCCUGGCCCAAAAAACACCACUCUGAAGAAGAUCCUCAUACCUAAGACACCUUCACCAAAACCAACCAAGGUAGCACCAAAAGGCGAAGCCAAGAAGAUCGCUCAGGAAUACUGCUGGCGCUCACUUCAGGGAGUCUGUGCCUACGUCAUUGGCUGGUUCAGAAACUAA